AUGGAGUCUGCUGCAGUGCAACAACAGCCAUCUCCAACUACCCUUCCUUCACUAUCUGAAGUUGCCACUUCAAAGCUUGUGUGCUACUUCACUAAUUGGUCACAGUACAGAGAUGGGCCCGCCAGGUUUUUACCAGAUAACGUGGACCCUACUCUCUGCACUCACCUUAUUUUUGCCUUCGCCAUUAUAAGCUAUGGCAAUGAGCUAAUUGCUUCAGACUGGAACGAUGACGCACUUUACAGGUCCUUCAAUGCACUGAAGACUAGGAAUACAAAACUAAAGACCUUGCUGUCUGUGAAAGGACAAGACAGAGAUUCAGCUGACAAAUUCUCUCAAAUGAUGUCGUCGUCUGACACGCGGCAGCAGUUCAUCCAGUCGGCCAUCACGCUACUGAGGCACUAUGGCUUUGACGGGCUGGACCUGGCCUGGCAAGGACCCGCGACUCAAGGGAGCCCUCCAGAGGACAAAAGAAGAUUUACACUGCUCUGCAAGGAGCUUGAGGAUGCCUUUGAAGAUGAGAGCAGAGCCGGUGGCUUACAGAAACUAAUGCUGACUGCUGCAGUGUCUGCCAACAGAAACACAGUCUACAUCAGCUAUGACGUCCCACAGAUAACACAGUACCUGGAUUUCCUCAGCAUCAUGACAUUUGGCUUCCAUGGGAGUGAGGAACGCUUGACUAAUCACCACAGUCCACUAUACAGUGGUGAACAUCAAACCGGAGAGAGCCGCUACUACAAUGUUAACUCCGCCAUGUUGUACUGGCAGGAGCGCGGUGCCCCUCCUGAGAAGCUGUUGCUGGGCUUCCCUACGUUUGGACACUCCUUCCUCCUCACCUCUGCAGACAGAGGGCUCGGGGCCCCUACCAGUGGCUUUGCUGCAGCUGGGCCCUACACACAACAGAUGGGCGUCUGGUCUCAUUAUGAGAUUUGUUACUUCCUUCAGGGUGCGUCAGUGGAGUGGAUUGAUCAACAGAAAGUUCCAUUUGCAGUGAAGGGACAUGGCUGGGUGGGCUUUGACAACCAGACCAGCUACCAUCACAAGGUCCAAUACUUACUUGCAAAUAAAUUGGGUGGAGCUGUUGUAUGGAGCCUUGACCUUGACGACUUCUCUGGUGAAUUCUGCAGUCAGGGAAGAUCCCCAUUAAUUCGAUAUCUGAAAAGUCAACUAGAAAAUGGUAAGACCCAUCAGAGAGCAGUUACAAACCACAACAACCAAAGAGCCUGCAGUGACCACGCAGACUGUUACAAAUCAGACCAGCAUUGCAUCUACCUCCAACAGGACCUCCAACAUCACCACCACCAGCAGCAGCUACAACACCACCCUCCCAGAGGGGACCUCCACAACACCCAUGCCAACACAUCCAGUCCCAUGUGA
This is a messenger RNA of Engraulis encrasicolus (European anchovy), 1374 nucleotides long. RefSeq names its product acidic mammalian chitinase-like. NCBI's taxonomy places the organism in Eukaryota, Metazoa, Chordata, Actinopteri, Clupeiformes, Engraulidae. Gene Ontology annotation, cellular component: extracellular region. The coding region runs from base 1 to 1374 and encodes 457 amino acids. Gene Ontology annotation, molecular function: chitin binding. The record is from RefSeq and is a predicted model, not a curated record. The transcript is spliced from 10 exons. Gene Ontology annotation, biological process: carbohydrate metabolic process.